Drosophila pseudoobscura is the source of this 1049-nucleotide messenger RNA. RefSeq names its product eukaryotic translation initiation factor 3 subunit j (gene eIF3j). Gene Ontology annotation, cellular component: cytoplasm; eukaryotic translation initiation factor 3 complex. The record is from RefSeq and is a predicted model, not a curated record. The coding region runs from base 191 to 913 and encodes 240 amino acids. The transcript is spliced from 6 exons. Gene Ontology annotation, molecular function: translation initiation factor activity. NCBI's taxonomy places the organism in Eukaryota, Metazoa, Arthropoda, Insecta, Diptera, Drosophilidae.
UUCUGAGGGUCAGACCGUAUAUCUUACCGAUAAAUCUGCGGUCACACUGAUCUUUGCUGAUUUCGAUUUUGGAUUUAUUUGUUAAAUUCCCGUAAUUGCAGCGCUGCUGGAACGGUGACGUAGUUAGUGGAACAAAUAUUGAACCAUCAAAAGCACAAAAGCCAGUUGGACACACAUCAAACAUACAGCCAUGGCCGACGACUGGGAAUCUGCAGCCGACAGCGAAAUCAUACUUCAAAAUGCAGCAAGCACCGUAAACAAGUGGGAGGGGGAGGACGACGACGACGAUGUGAAGGAGAGCUGGGAAGAUGAGGAGGAGAAGAAGGACGAGGAGAACGAGAAGCCCACAAUAACAGAUGUGCCAGUCAAAACCAAGCCAAGCAAAGCGCUGAAAGCCAAACUAGAAGAACAAGCGCGGCUUGAAGAGGAGAAGGAAGCGAAACGGCUGGCCAGCCUCACACCCGAGGAGAAAUUGGCCGAGAAGCUGCGGUUGCAAAAGAUCCAGGAAGACUCCGAUUUGAACCACGCCCUGGACACAUUCGGAGUGACGCGUGCAGAAACAAACGGCAACGGCCUAGACUCCUUCAACCCGGAGACCAAGGAGCAGUUCAAGGAGUUCGGUUCUGCGCUCAGCUGGAAGGUCGGCCAGUAUCGCGAGUCUGCGGAAUUCCCACAAUUCGUCGAAGACCUAGUGCGCGGUCUAUGCAUACACCUGAGCGCCGCUGACAUUAAGAAGGUCAAGAUGAGCGUGGAAAUCUUGCACUCAGAAAAACUCAAAAUGGAAAAGGCCAUUGCCAAGAAAGCCGCCGGCAAGAACAAGGGAAAGGCCACGCUUCGCACAGAGAGCGAUGAUAUUGAUGAUUACAAAAAGUAUGGCAAUGAUUUUUCCGAAGAUUACGACGACUUCAUGUGAAUAGGCGAUAUUCGAGUAUAUAUAUAGUUACCCCCUCCUGCAUAUAUCUAAUUAUUCAAUACAUAGUUGCUUGUUGAAGAGUUCUUGGUGUUAUAGAAAGUGCGCAGGAAUUAAAAAAAACUUUGUUGGUUAUUUA